Molecule: messenger RNA, 1329 nt
Organism: Coccinella septempunctata (seven-spotted ladybird)
Lineage: Eukaryota; Metazoa; Arthropoda; Insecta; Coleoptera; Coccinellidae
Product: pickpocket protein 11-like
Exons: 6
Coding region: 1-1329 (442 amino acids)
Biological process (GO): sodium ion transmembrane transport
Cellular component (GO): membrane
Molecular function (GO): ligand-gated sodium channel activity
Source: RefSeq, a predicted model, not a curated record
AUGAAUUCAAAUAGAGGAAGGAAAAAUCGUAAAUUUUUGAAAAUAGGACCAAAGGGAAAAAGCUUUCUGAACGAAUUUUUGAAUACAAGUACAAUUCACGGUUUCAACCACUUGGGACAUACCAAACUUGACAUUGUGGAGAAAAUCUUGUGGUUCUCUGUUAUAAUAUGCGCCAUUUACGGAGCAACAACUUUGAGCUCCCUGACGCUUACAAGAUACUACAACAACCCCACUGUCAUCUCUAUGGAAAGGGACAGAUUUGCUUGGAAUACAUCUUUUCCUGCUGCUACCAUAUGCCCUUUAACCAGAUACGAUGAAGAUGCCCUGGACAAAUACGUGGAAACAUCCAACGCCCCCAACAAAACCUCCUUUCGAAAUUUUCUGGUUACUCUAAUGGAAGCCACUUACCAGAAUUUCGAGGAAGUCGUUGACUACACCGAUGACGUUCAACCGGAGGAUUACUUGGACUUGAUGAUGAGACUGAAGAUGAAGUUUGCUCCUUCUGAAGUGUCUAAUUCAGCUGGUAAUACGAGGGUUAACCAUCUAGCUGGGAUUGUAACGGAGAUGGGCUUAUGUUACUGUUUCAAUUCGCAGUUGGCUGUUUACAGCUCAGAGAGGUAUUGGAAGUCUGGAAAUUGGAAUCUCUUCCCACCAAAUGAAACACUGUAUGUCAAUCCUCUUGAUGGAGAAGUUUUCGCCAAUGUUAUGAAUAUCUCAAGUGCAUUUGAUAUUUACAUUCAUGGUCCAUACGAGGUUGCUGAUAUAGCUUCGAAAAAGACUCACUCUGAAGAUGGCUAUUUCCUACAACUCUACUUGAAUGGGUUGACCCUGUUCAGCAGUGAUAAAGUUAAAGGUUUGAAUGUGAGGCAGAGGAAAUGCAGAUAUUAUGAUGAAAGUGAUUUGGAUCACUCUCCAGCAUAUUCAUAUGUGCUUUGCAGGAUGGAAUGUAGGAUCCGUUUGAGUAAACAGUUUUGUGGAUGUGUUCCCCACUUCUACAGAGUACUUGAGAAACUGAUACUUUUGGAGGGGUUAUGCUCAUGUUUACCAAAUUGUGACGAAGUUAUCUAUUACGUCGAUGAUAUAGAUACAAGAGAAUGGUUCCUUGAUUCCAAUCUUCAAUGGGGAUUGAAAGACUAUCCGAAGAUGCGUUUGAAGAGAGAUGUGAUUUUUGGAUUCACAGAGCUCUUAGUUUACGUUGGUGGAAUGACUGGCUUAUUUUUGGGAUGCAGCGUCCUCAGUUUCACAGAGAUCUUUUAUUUCUUCACGUUGAGGAUGUUCUGGUUCUUCAUGAAGCCGGAGAAACAGAAUGCAGCAAUCAGAAGGAAAUGA